AUGGCGCCCGCGUCCCGCUCCCGCUCCCCGCCCGCCGCCAGCUCCGAGCGCCGCGGCCGCCGCAGCCGGUCUCGCUCCCGCUCCCGCUCCCGGUCCCGCGAGCGCAAUGGCCCGAGGCGCCUGAGCCACCGGCGGAGCCGCAGCCGCUCCCGCAGCCCCGGCGCGCCGCGCUCCUCCGCGCACCACGGGCACCACCACCACGGCAAAUGGCCCGAGUACUACGAGAAGGAGAAGGAGGAGAUCCUGCGGCAGAGGAGACUCAAUGAGAGAGAGAGAAUUGGAGAACUGGGGGCACCUGAAGUCUGGGGGCUGUCACCAAAAGUUCCUGACCCAGAUUCUGAUGAGCACACACCGGUAGAAGAUGAAGAGGCAAAAUCUAAGAGUAGCUCUUCAGAUUCCAGCUCAGAAGAGGAAAAGAAGAAAAAAAAGAAGAAAAAACAAAAGAAGAAACGUAAAGCAUCCAAAAGAAAGCGCAGGAAACAUUCUGAGGACAGCGACAGUGACUCAGAGUCUGAGCAGAACUCCAGUGAUGAAGAUAAAAAGAAAAGCAAGAAGAGGAAAAAGAAGAACAAAAAGAAGAAGUAUAAGAAAAAGAAAGCUAAGAAGAGCAGGAAGGAAUCCAGUGAUUCAAGCAGCGAAGAUUCCGAUGAUGAAAUGCUUCAAGGGGAUGAUCUCUGGAUAGAGAGGUCAAAAAAUACUGAAGCUGACAGUUUGAUUGGACCAGAGGCUCCCAAAACUCACGCAUCUCAGGAUGAUAGGCCUUUGAACUAUGGCCAUGCCCUCCUGCCCGGGGAAGGGGCAGCCAUGGCAGAGUACGUCAAAGCAGGGAAGCGCAUUCCCCGCAGAGGCGAAAUCGGCCUGACCAGUGAGGAGAUCGCGUCGUUUGAGAGCUCUGGUUAUGUCAUGAGUGGCAGCAGGCACCGGCGCAUGGAGGCUGUGCGGCUGCGCAAGGAGAACCAGAUCUACAGCGCAGACGAAAAGAGAGCUCUGGCAUCCUUCAACCAGGAGGAGAGGAGGAAACGAGAGAAUAAGAUCCUUGCAAGCUUUCGAGAGAUGGUCUACAGAAAGACUAAAGGCAAAGAGGAGAAAUAAUGCUUCAUGUGAGCUGUACACCAUAGCUUGCACUGUGUGGCAGCUAGUGCAGUCCAGCUGUGAUUUGAAGAAAGCUGCAGGUGCUGCAGCACCUUUCACCCAACAGGCCCAAGCUCAGGAGUGGAUUACUUGUGUCAAGGAAACAGAGUUAUUUUCAUCAGAUUUUCUUGGAUGGUUUGUUUACCAUCUACAAGGAAUCCCUGCAAAGAGAAAGGCUGCAAGG
Molecule: messenger RNA, 1315 nt
Organism: Melozone crissalis (California towhee)
Lineage: Eukaryota; Metazoa; Chordata; Aves; Passeriformes; Passerellidae
Gene: NKAP
Product: NFKB activating protein
Exons: 9
Coding region: 1-1092 (363 amino acids)
Biological process (GO): regulation of gene expression
Cellular component (GO): nucleus
Molecular function (GO): chromatin binding
Source: RefSeq, a predicted model, not a curated record